This is a messenger RNA of Phalacrocorax carbo (great cormorant), 2248 nucleotides long. The record is from RefSeq and is a predicted model, not a curated record. NCBI's taxonomy places the organism in Eukaryota, Metazoa, Chordata, Aves, Suliformes, Phalacrocoracidae.
GCCCCUCACUACAAGAAGGACACUGAGGUGCUGGAGCGUGUCCAGAGAAGGGCAAGGAAGGUGGUGAAGGGUCUGGAGAACAAGUCUGAUGAGGAGCGGCUGAGGGAGCUGGGGUUGUUUAGCCUGGAGGAGGCUGAGGGGAGACCUUAUCGCUCUCUACAGCUACCUGAAAGUAGGAUGUGUGUGUUGGUCUCUGUUCCCAAGUAACUAGCGUUAAGAUGAGGGGAAAUGGCCUCUAAGUUUUGUCAGGGGAGGUUUAGAUUGGCUGUUAGGAGAAAUUUCUUGACUGUAAGAGUGCUCAGGCAUUGGAACAGGCUGCCCACCUGGCACUUCAGGGCAUGGUUUAAGAGGCAUGGGGGUGUUGGUUUGACAGUUGAACUUGGUGAUCCUAGAGGUCUUUUCCAACUUUUAUGAUUCUAUGAUUCUUUCAGCAGGGCUCAGACCGAGGCUGCUGUUAGCUGAGCCAUUGCAAACUCCUCAUACAGCCUGCAGAGACAUGCAGUGUCUGGCAGGCUUCCCAUGGUGACAUAGCAUCACCUUCUGCGUGGCCACUGCUACUGUGGGGACACAAGGAUGCAUCCUGGACCCUGCAUGGAACCACAGGGACCCCUGGUACCACAAACCCAUCUCUGGGCUGCCCGUGGAAUGUGUAGGUUGCAUCACCCCAGCACAGGUGUCCGGCUUCCCAUGCUUUGGAGACACGCAGGCGCAUCGGCACAGGUGGUAACUGCCUCCCCAGGCAUCCUGGGUCAAUAACCCGGCGGCUGAGGCACUUGUUAGGGCCAGGAUUGCGUGGGGGUACGCCCAUGGGUGUUUGCAGCAGCGGGAGAGGGAGGAGAGUGCUGGAGGCUGUUGGUUGAACCGGGAUAGCCUCCCCGCGGUCCCUGCCCUGAGGACUCUGACCCCGUGGGCCGGCGAGGGGAGCAGAGGCAGGCAGUGCCAAGCAGUCCUGCAGUCACUGGGACAGAGCCGGGGAGGAGUAGCACAAGAUGGACCCCACCGUGGAGCUGGCAGACGACCCCAGGUUCUCCCGCCCAUUGGUGGAGAUGCUGAUGAGGAACUUCAGUGUGCCGGCAGCCUGCUUCUCCCUGCCGCCCACCUCCCGGCAGCUACUGCAGCAGCUGGACAUGGCCCAACUUGCUAUUAUGGGCCUUGCCACUAUCAUGACGCUGCUGUCAGUCGCAAUCUUUGUGGAAGAGGCUUUCUACCUCACUCGCAAGAUCCGUUGCCCCAUCAAGAUGAAGACUCUCUGCUGGAGCAGCUCAGCCCCUACGGUUGUGUCUGUGGUGAGCUGCUUUGGGCUGUGGAUCCCGCGCUCCAUGAUGGUGGUGGAGAUGGCUAUCACGGGGUACUUUGCUAUCUGCUUCUACCUCCUGAUGCUGGUCAUGGUGGAGGGUUUCGGGGGGAAGGAGGCGGUGGUCAGCACCCUGAAAGAUGUACCCAUGGUGGUCAACACUGGGCCCUGCUGCUGCUGCUGCCCUUGCCUGCCCCGAAUCACCAUGAGCAGGAGAAAGCUUCGACUGCUGAUGCUGGGGACUUUCCAGUAUGCCUUCUGCAAGGUGGUCGCAGUCUUCCUGGGGCUGGUCCUGGCCACUGAUGGAAACUACAACCCUGCUGAUAUCUCAGCGGAGAGCGUGGCCCUCUGGAUCAACACCAUGCUUGGUGUCUCCACCCUCUUUGGGCUGUGGGCCCUGGGCAUCCUCUUCCGGCAGGCCCGGCUGCACCUGACUGAGCAAAACAUCAAGGCCAAAUUCUUCUGCUUCCAGGUCCUCCUCCUCCUGACAGCACUGCAGCCUGCCAUCUUCAGCAUCUUGGCCAACAAUGGCAGCAUCGCUUGCUCACCACCGUUCUCCUCCAAGGCCAGGUCACAGCAGAUGACCAUGCAGCUGUUGAUUCCACAAACCUUCAUCCUGGCAGUGGUGACGCGGAUAUACUACCGCAAGCAGGAUGACAAGCCGGGUUACCAGCCUGUCAGCUUCACACCCACAGGCACCGAUGUCAAGGCAUGAGCAGAGAGAAGCAACUGGGGUGCCAAGGGGCAGAGUGAGGUGAAGGGAUGGUCUGCUCUGUACAGCCUGCUCCUCUGGCCCUGGAGAGUUGCCUGCAGCAGAGGCGGAAGGGUGGAAAGGGCAUCUCAACAUGGGGUGAAAAGGUCUGAAACCCAAAAGCCACAAGCCAAAGGGAUCCGUGAAGCUGCCCUCAGCCCAGGGGGCUCUUGUCUGGCACUGAAUAAAGAUAUAAUUUUGUA